AUGAUUAAUCGAGACACUGGAUUCUAGGAUUUGGAAAGUGGAAUUCAGAGCAAUAACAUCUCAUCUGGGCAAUUGGUUGAUAUCGAUUAGGCUAGUCCUAUUGGAGGUUAGCAAUUAGAUCCAACACUUGAGUUUUCUUAAUUGUAGUAACUAGAAGCUGUGAGGAUGAAGAGGGACAUAUUUGAUAACAGUCACAAGAAUGCCAUAAAUCUAGGCCACAAGGCUGAUGUGAAUGAGGAGGACUGUCUAAUGAGUAAUUUAAGUGGUAAAAGGAGCGAACCUUAAGGUUCUAUAAGUUCAAUAAGUUGCAAUUUGAAAUCCUAAUAACCUCUAUUAAGAAAGACUACAAUAAUUAAAUCUAACAAAACUAUUUAAAAUUAAUAAAAAUUCGAAUAAGAUGACUUUGUGAUAUCAUCUCCACUUUAGAUCAAUGGUACAAUCAAUUUGGGAUUGAAAUCCGAUGCUAAGAUAGCAAAAUAUUAGACGUUUGUGUAAUAGAUAGAAGAUGAGCAGGAGCAGAACGAAAGAACAAAGCGAGCAUAAGUUCACAGAGACACUAUAAAAUAGCAAUCAUUGAUAUAGAGAGGCAGAAGCAAAGAGAUGAAAACAGGUUUAAAUGAAGUCUGGACUUAAAAAGCCUUAAUAAUUAUUAGAUUGGUUUCUCGAUUUAUACAACAAUUAAAAACAAAGACAGAAAGAAUAAAGUUCAGAUUAAUUACUAAAAGAAUUUUUGAGGUAAUUUGCGAUAACAGUGCAAAUUUCGAAUAUAUGUUAAUAAAUAGAUUAAUUAAAUAAAAACCUAGUAUCAGUUUAAUUAUUUUUGACUAAAUUUAAAAUAAAGCUCUUAAGCUUCUAAAUUGGAUAGAAUUAAUAAAUGCAUUCAUUGGAAAAUAUGUGAAAGUAAUAAAACCUGAUAGUUUAUUCAAAAUAAUAUGGGAUAUAGUAUUACUGCUAUUUAUUGUGGUGAACAUCUUCUACAUACCCAUCUACAUUAGUUUCGAUGUGAGAUCAUAAGGAGUUUUCGAAUGGAUUUUUGAUUUAUUGCCCUCAUGGGUAUUUGUUGCUGAGAUAUUGUUGAAUUUCAAUACUGCCUAUUACGAUAAAGGGUUGAUGCAUGAAGAUCGCAAGUAGAUAAUGAAGCAUUAUGUGAAGGGGAACUUUUUCUGGGAUUUAAUAGUCAUAAUUCCAUUUUUAAUUUCAAACAUGGAUAUCCCAUUCGUUAGAUAUACAUUGUUAUUGAGAUUAACGAGAUUGACUCCAUUAAUGACAAGUAUCGAAGAAGUAUUAAAUUUGGAAGAUAACAUGUAAGUCUUUUUGGAUUUGUUAAAAUUGAUAUUCUUCCUCUUGCUCACAGGACACUUUUGUGGAUGUGCAUGGCAUUGGGUUGCAGUGAUAGAAUAUGAAAAUUAUAAUUAGGAAUAAACUUGGUUGACUAAAUAUGAUCCUAAUGCUAUGGAUUACUAUUGGUUUGAUAGAUACAUCAUUUCUUUGUAUUGGAGUGUUAUCACAACCGUUACCGUAGGAUAUGGUGAUAUUGUUCCAGUUACAACAGUGGAGAGAGUGUUUGUGAUAGUUGUUACUUUGUUGAUUUGUGGUGUUUUUGGUUAUUGUUUAUCCAACAUUGGAAACAUCUUUAAAUAAAUAUCUGAUAAAAAGGCUAUUUACAAAUAGAGAAUUAGGGAAAUCAAUCAACAUAUUAGAAAGAGAGGGUUGAGUUACAAUUUGCAAUUAAAGGUUAAAAAAUAUUUCGAGUAUUUCUUCAAGGUUAAGUAAGAGGAAGAUCAACAUGCCGAAUAAUUCAUUGAGUAAUUAACAAAACAUUUAAGAGAAGAGGUUCUGGUUGAUAUUUACAGUAAAACAUUGACUCAAUCACGUUUCUUGAGAGAGAACUUUAGUGAUGAAACUAUCCAUAGGUUGUGUUAGGUAGUUAAAGAAACCAAAUUAUAUCCUGAAUAAUUACUAUUCUAGAGGAACGAUUCUCCAAAAGCACUUUGGUUUGUUUUAUCCGGUGCGGUGGAAUAUGUUGCUGACCAUUAAAAUGAGGAUGAACACUUUUACACUGAAACCUUCUUGAAGAAGAUAACUCAAGGAGCUGUCAUUGGAGAACGAGAAUUCAUUUCGCAAACACCCUAUGAAUACAAUGCCAGAGCAACCAAAUUUACUCAAUUAUUAGUUGUGGAUUAUUAGCAAUUCUAUCUAAUUCUAUAAGAGAACAACGAGGAAUUCGAGAAGUACUGUUUGGCUAAAGACAAUCUAUUAUUUAAUUCCAAUUACAAGGGUUUUGGUUAGAUCUGCGAAAUAUGCGGAUGGACUCAUCGAUUUAUUUAAUGCCCAUUCGUAUUUCUGUAACCGAACAAAAAUAAAAUCGCCAGUUCUUUUGCUUAAACGAAAACUAAUAAACGAUUGGUAUUUCCUUAUAGGACAUUGCCGAAAUCGAAUUGGAAAAAUAAUCUCCCUGAUGUCUAAGAAGCAGCAUUGGGAUAUAUAGUCUUGAACAAUAUAAUACCGGAAAGAGAAAUAAAUGAUACUUAUCUGAUUAAUCUCGGUUUUGAGUUGAAUGAUAGGGAGGAUGAACUAUAGAAGUUGGUUGGAAAUAAGAAGAAUUCCUUAUUCAAAGAUUAGAAAAUAUUGUCCUAAUUUGAAAACAAUCUUUAAUAGCCAGUUCCAUAACCUUCAAUAUAGACUGUGUUACCUGCUGACCAAAAGUCCUAAAAUCAAACAGCAAUCUUUCUCAAAGAUGGUCAACGGCCUAGUAUGACAAAUGAAAGCGUCUUAGAUUGGGAUCAGGGCAGUCAAUUUAGAAGGAGUCUUAAUAGAAUAAAACUGCAAGGCUUAGAUAGAGGCAAGACUCUCCAAUCAUUGAAAGGGAAAUAUCAUCAAAAUAACAAUGGGCCAGUUGAUCUCUUGGAUGAAUCUUUGAUUCAAGAGGAAGAUAAAAUUAAAAAUGCCAAUGCAGGAUCACAAAAUUAUAUACAUAGCAAACUGAAGGUAGUCAAAAGCAAACUCAAUAACAAUCCAAACAUAGGAAUCAGAAAAGUAUCAUGGCUAGAAUUUGAUAGUGGCACUAAUUAGCAUCUAGAUAAUAAAGCGAACCAUUUAUUAAAGCAAGUUAGUAAGGGAAGUGAGACUAAUUUCGAUCAAUCACCUCCCUCUUAUUCAUAGGAAAUUGAAAUCAAACAAAGAAUAGAGGCAAGGGAAAAUAGUAUCAUUUCCAAGAAAACCAGCAAUAUUGAAGUCACUCGUAGGAAGAAAAGGAGAAAAACCACAUAGUUAUUAUAGUUCUUCCAACAAUCGGAAGUUGAUAAUAAAUCAAAUAAGAAAGCAGAAAAAAGUGUUCUAAACAAUGAAGCCUAUAGUUCUAGUGUGUAUACGGCUGGAGUACCUAGUAAUUCAGCUCUGGUUGAUUCCAACAACAAAUAUGAUAACAAUGGAGAUAGCAAUAGUGUGCAUGUGGGCUAAUCAAUGGAUGGAAUUUAGAAGAGAAUACAAGACAUAGUUCGAGUCCACUUUGAAAUGGAUAUGGACAAUGCCAAGUCGUCGAAAUUCUAUUUUCCUGAUUUCAACCUUGAAAUUGUAAUAGAUAGGAUUAAUAUUUAUUAUGAAAAAUAAAACGAAAAAAGACAGGAAUUUGAUAUGAGAGAAAUGAAAAGAACUAAAACCAAUUUCACUCUCUUUGAUCGUAUCAGAUAGGCCAAGAAUACUACUAUUAGGGGAAGCUUCGUUGAAAAAGAUAAUUGAGCAUAUGAUUGAUAUUAAAAUAUCACUUUUUUUACAUUAUUGUAUUU
This is a messenger RNA of Paramecium tetraurelia, 3785 nucleotides long. RefSeq lists its product as uncharacterized. NCBI's taxonomy places the organism in Eukaryota, Ciliophora, Oligohymenophorea, Peniculida, Parameciidae. The transcript is spliced from 13 exons. Gene Ontology annotation, biological process: regulation of membrane potential; potassium ion transmembrane transport. Gene Ontology annotation, molecular function: voltage-gated potassium channel activity. Gene Ontology annotation, cellular component: membrane. The record is from RefSeq and is a predicted model, not a curated record.